AGUAAAUUCGCGAAUUUUACACAACAAGGUAGGAUGAAACGAAUUACUGGUACCGUGUUCCCAACCAGUACUGCUCCAAUUUCAUCACUGAUAGAUUAUUCGAACUUUCGAGAUCGUGACGAAAAUGAAAUAGUUAUGAAUGAAUUAUUGGAUACUAUCACGAACGAAGAAACGUGCUCACUGAAUUCGACUUCCAUAUCCAUCGAUCAUUCACAUGAUUCAGUACUUGAUUUCUCGAUCUGUUCCAAUCCGAUCGAUGAAGCUGCAAUUAUGGAGGAACAACUCGCUGCAAAUGGAGAACUGAACGAUGAUGUCCCGUCGAUCGUUGCUACAUUGUCAUCCCGCGCACCCAAGGACAGUGGACAUUCGUCAACAAACCGGGCAAUAUUUACCACUGCUGUUGCAGUUGCCUCGACAACCGACAACAAUUGUCAACCGCUGUUACCAGCCUCAUCCUCUCUUGCUACAGCCUAUCUUCUACCUCUCUUUAGUGCACCACCCAUUGCUAGCCUCGAAGACUUGACCAACGGUGAACAAAACAGUGAUAUUACAUCUGCAAGAAGUAACAUUGUACCAACUUCAGCAGCAAGUAUUGGCCGAAACGGAAUCAGAAGGAGUAAUCUCAAAGAGGGUAGGAAAACAGGUCGAGGACGUAUUGGGCAAGGAGUCGGUAUUGGUAAGGAUGGUGACGAUGGUGACAAUGACGACGUCAGUGGCAAAAGCGAUUAUUAUCGGCAAACAUCAUCAGCAGCAUCAACAACAAUAAAACGCUACAUCAUACGCUCAGGCUGGUUCUUUCGACCAUACCAACACUCUCCUCCUCCUCCUCCUGCUGAUCAUAUCAAUCACGGAACGAUGAUGGAAUCUCGUUUUCCGACUUAUUUUUCUCAUUAUCCCCUGACCACUUUAGGGAUAUGUCCGGAUGAAUGUCUGUCCACAUCUUUCACUAUUAGAUUGUUAUUGCAGUUAACUGCUAAAUUUAACAGGAACUGUUUGUUUCUGAAAUUGUCCUUUUUGGAAUCUAAAUUCUGGUUUUGUUUGCUGAGCAAAUAUUUCUUUGGAGCAUUCUGACUCCGUUAGAUAUUUGUGAUGAUAAUAAUGAAUCAGUAGUUGCCAUCAUAACAAGAAAUUUGUAGUAAUCGCAC
Molecule: messenger RNA, 1145 nt
Organism: Loa loa (African eye worm)
Lineage: Eukaryota; Metazoa; Nematoda; Chromadorea; Rhabditida; Onchocercidae
Exons: 4
Coding region: 34-1071 (345 amino acids)
Source: RefSeq, a predicted model, not a curated record